Molecule: messenger RNA, 1368 nt
Organism: Podarcis raffonei (Aeolian wall lizard)
Lineage: Eukaryota; Metazoa; Chordata; Lepidosauria; Squamata; Lacertidae
Product: guanine nucleotide-binding protein subunit alpha-14-like
Exons: 7
Coding region: 105-1175 (356 amino acids)
Biological process (GO): adenylate cyclase-modulating G protein-coupled receptor signaling pathway; phospholipase C-activating dopamine receptor signaling pathway; action potential
Cellular component (GO): heterotrimeric G-protein complex
Molecular function (GO): G protein-coupled receptor binding; GTPase activity; guanyl nucleotide binding
Source: RefSeq, a predicted model, not a curated record
CCCGUCCGCCUUGGCGCCUUCGCUGCGGCAGCUGCGCGCGCUCGGUGGCCCGAGAGCCGGAGCAGGACUCGGCGUGUCCCUGGCAGGCGAGAGUCUUCCUCGGCAUGGGCGGGCAGUGCUGCUGCUUAUCCUCGGAGGAGAAAGCGAACAGGAUGCUGAGCUUGGAGAUUGAGCGCCGGCUGCGCCAGGACAAGCGAGACGCGCGCAAGGAGCUCAAGCUGCUGCUGCUGGGUACAGGAGAAAGCGGGAAGAGUACAUUUAUUAAGCAGAUGAGGAUUAUUCACGGAUCAGGCUAUACGGAAGAAGACCGGAAAGGCUUCAUAAAAUUGAUUUAUCAAAACAUAUUUUCCGCUAUGCAAACUAUGAUCAGAGCUAUGGAUACUUUACAAAUUCCAUACUCAUCUGAGCAUAAUAAGGAGGCUGGUCAGAUGAUUGAAGAGCUGAAUGUAGACACAGUAACAACACUGGAGAGAGAACUUGUGGAAGCCGUUAAGAGGCUGUGGGAGGAUCCAGGAAUCCAAGCAUGCUAUGAUAGGCGAAGAGAAUACCAGUUGUCGGACUCGGCUAAAUAUUACCUUUCAGACUUUGACCGCAUUGCUGCACCAUCAUUUGUGCCAAACGAGCAAGAUAUUCUCAGAGUGAGAGUGCCAACCACUGGAAUUAUUGAAUAUCCUUUUGAGUUGCAAAAUGUUACUUUUAGAAUGGUAGAUGUUGGUGGACAGAGAUCAGAAAGAAGGAAAUGGAUACACUGCUUUGAAAGUGUUACCUCAAUAAUAUUCUUGGUUGCUCUUAGUGAAUAUGAUCAAGUCUUGGCAGAAUCCAACAAUGAGAAUCGGUUGGAAGAAAGCAAGGCUUUAUUUCAAACAAUAAUCACAUACCCUUGGUUUCGGAACUCCUCAGUCAUCUUGUUCUUAAAUAAAAAAGACCUUUUAGAAGAGAAGAUUAUGCAUUCCCAUUUAAGCACCUAUUUUCCAGAGUUCACAGGACCAAAGCAAGAUGUUAAAGCUGCCAGAGAGUUCAUUCUGAAGUUAUACCAGGAUCAGAAUACAGAUAAAGAGAAAGUGAUUUAUUCCCAUUUUACAUGUGCUACAGACACAGAAAACAUUAGAUUUGUCUUUGCUGCUGUCAGAGACACAAUACUACAGCUGAAUCUAAAGGAGUUCAAUCUGGCAUAAACCACAGGGACCCAGCAUUGUAUUUAAAACUCCAUGUAUGUAUUUGCAGCAAUUGUUUGUGUCCCUGUUGACCAUAAAAUAUUUACUUAACAAAAAUGGAAAUUUAGAUACGAUACUUACAGAUUUUUAAUGUAUACACUUUCAAAAUGGUUUUUUUUCUUUCAGUUUUUGAUCUGAGGUGCAUAAUUUUAAU